Daldinia caldariorum is the source of this 6971-nucleotide messenger RNA. Its product is annotated as carbamoyl-phosphate synth. Lineage: Eukaryota; Fungi; Ascomycota; Sordariomycetes; Xylariales; Hypoxylaceae. The record is from RefSeq and is a predicted model, not a curated record. The transcript has 3 exons. Gene Ontology annotation, molecular function: aspartate carbamoyltransferase activity; metal ion binding; dihydroorotase activity. Gene Ontology annotation, biological process: L-citrulline biosynthetic process; UTP biosynthetic process; L-glutamine metabolic process. The coding region runs from base 85 to 6807 and encodes 2240 amino acids. Gene Ontology annotation, cellular component: cytoplasm; cytosol.
CAUUAUAUCAUAUCAUCUAGUCGUUAUCGUCAAAUCUACGCUACAACACCACCCCUCUCGAGCUCGCUGCCAGCACGAGCCGACAUGGCGGCCCCAAUCCAUUAUCUUCCUGCCUCUGCGCGGAUAGUCGACUCAGAGGAUGAAGGCCUCAUGUGCCUUGACCUCCAAGACCAAUCUUCCUACCAAGGCUACAGCUUCGGUGCCAAGAAGAGCAUCGCUGGAGAAUUGGUCUUCCAGACUGGCAUGGUGGGAUACCCAGAGUCGAUAACAGACCCUUCGUAUCGUGGCCAGAUUCUAGUGAUCACUUUUCCUCUUGUUGGAAACUAUGGAGUGCCCUCGAGGGAGACGAUGGACGAACUCCUUCGUGAUCGUCCCGCACAUUUCGAGUCCUCCCAGAUCCAUAUCGCUGGUCUCGUCGUCUCUUCUUACGCCGGCGAGGAGUUCUCACACUAUCUUGCAAAAUCAUCUUUAGGAACAUGGUUAAAGGAACAGGGAGUUCCUGCCAUGUACGGUGUCGAUACGAGAGCCCUAACGGAACGUAUUCGUCAAGAAGGUAGUAUGUUAGGUCGAAUGCUGCUACAAAAGCAGGACUUAACAAAUGGAACUACCAAUGGCGCCAAUGGGACGCUAAGCCAUCAAAUCAAGAAGGACUGGAAGCCUUACUUCGAUUCAAUUGAUUGGGUUAACCCCAAUACUAAGAAUCUUGUAGCAGAAGUCUCUAUCAAACAGCCCCAACUCUAUAAGCCGGACCCCGCCACGGCUUUGAAGCAUCCCUCUGGACGCCCUCUCCGCGUACUUUGCCUGGAUGUUGGCAUGAAAAACAAUCAACUUAGAUGCUUCUUAAAAAGAGGCGUUGAAGUGCUCGUAUGUCCAUGGAACCAUGAUUUUGCCAGUGGCGCCGGGUCCGAGUACGAUGGUCUCUUCAUCUCAAACGGACCCGGUGACCCUGCUGUUAUGCGUGAACCCGUAGCGCAGAUUGCCAAGGCAAUGGAGGCUAACCGAACACCCGUGUUCGGUAUCUGUCUUGGUCAUCAGCUACUUGCUCAGGCUGCUGGCGCUAAAACCGCAAAAAUGAAGUUUGGUAACCGAGGACAUAAUAUUCCUUGCACAAGCAUGGUUACCGGGAAGUGUCAUAUUACUUCCCAGAACCACGGUUUCGCGGUUGACGCGAAGACACUUCCAGAGGAAUGGAAGGAAUUAUUUGUAAACGCCAACGACGGUAGCAACGAGGGAAUUAUGCACGUCAACAAGCCAUACUUCAGCGUGCAGUUCCAUCCGGAGAGUACACCUGGUCCACGCGACACCGAGUUCCUCUUCGACGUUUUUGUCAAUACUGUCGUCGACUGUGCCAAGGACCAGACGCUUCUGAAUGCCCCGGUCAAGUUCCCCGGUGGCACCACCGAAGAGAACGAGCGGUUGCACCCGCGUGUCAAUGUUAAAAAGAUUCUUGUUCUUGGAAGUGGUGGCCUCAGCAUUGGCCAAGCAGGUGAAUUCGAUUACUCUGGAAGUCAAGCUAUCAAAGCUCUAAAGGAAGAGGGUAUUUACACUGUCCUCAUUAACCCUAACAUUGCAACGAUCCAAACCUCCAAGGGUCUCGCCGACAAGGUUUAUUUCCUUCCCGUCACUGCUGAGUUCGUUCGUAAAGUUAUCAUUUACGAGCGACCGGACGCGAUAUAUGUUACCUUCGGAGGUCAGACUGCCCUACAAGUCGGUAUCCAACUCAAGGAUGAGUUCGAAGGGCUUGGCGUCAAGGUGUUGGGUACGCCUAUCGACACCAUCAUUACCACAGAAGAUCGAGAACUCUUCGCUCGCAGUAUGGACUCGAUUGGUGAGAAGUGCGCCAAGUCUGCAUCGGCGAGCAGUGUAGACGAGGCCAUGCGUGUCGUUAAAGACAUCGGUUUCCCUGUCAUCGUCAGAGCUGCCUAUGCACUAGGUGGACUGGGUAGUGGAUUUGCCAACAAUGAAGAUGAGCUCUUAGACCUCUGCAAUAAGGCUUUGGCAGCAAGCCCACAGGUCCUAAUUGAACGAAGUAUGAAGGGCUGGAAAGAAAUAGAAUACGAGGUUGUACGGGAUGCUCAAGAUAACUGCAUCACUGUUUGCAACAUGGAAAAUUUCGAUCCUCUUGGUAUUCAUACAGGCGACUCAAUCGUCGUGGCUCCGUCUCAGACAUUAUCGGAUGAGGACUACAACAUGCUACGAACAACAGCGGUUAACGUUAUUCGCCAUCUAGGUGUGGUUGGCGAGUGUAACAUUCAGUACGCUCUAAACCCGUUCUCAAAGGAAUAUUGCAUCAUCGAAGUCAACGCAAGAUUAUCAAGAUCAUCUGCGUUGGCAUCCAAAGCCACAGGCUAUCCCCUCGCCUUUAUCGCCGCUAAGCUAGGACUUGGUAUUCCACUAAAGGAAAUCAAGAACACAGUCACGAAAGUGACCUGCGCCUGCUUUGAGCCCUCACUAGAUUACGUUGUUGUCAAGAUGCCCCGAUGGGACUUGAAGAAGUUCACCAGGGUGUCCACGCAGCUUGGCUCGUCGAUGAAGAGUGUAGGAGAGGUCAUGAGUAUCGGAAGAACGUUCGAGGAAGCUAUCCAGAAGGCAAUUCGAGCUAUUGACUUCCACAACCUUGGAUUUGGCGAAACCAAAGCACUCAUGUCAAUUGACGAUGAGUUGCAAACUCCAUCCGACCAACGCCUUUUUGCUAUUGCAAACGCCAUGCACACCGGAUACACAGUGGAUAGAAUAUGGGAACUCACAAAGAUUGACAAGUGGUUCCUAUACAAGCUGAUGAACCUCAUCCGAUUUAGUAAGGACAUGGCCACUUACACCACUAGCCAAAUCUCCAGCCGCCCCGACUUGAUUCUCCAGGGCAAACGGCUUGGAUUUAGCGAUCGCCAAUUGGCAAAGUUCUGGGACUCCAAUGAGCUAGCGGUGAGACGCAUGAGGCUGGAGGCCGGAAUAACUCCUUUUGUCAAGCAGAUCGAUACAGUCGCUGCCGAGUUCCCUGCCUAUACCAAUUAUCUCUACCUCACAUAUAACGCUUCGGCACAUGAUAUAGAAUUCAACGAUCAUGGUGUCAUGGUACUUGGAUCUGGCGUUUACCGUAUUGGGUCCUCUGUCGAGUUCGAUUGGUGUUCAGUCAGAGCAAUCCGCACCCUCCGGGAGUCUGGUUUCAAGACCAUCAUGGUGAACUAUAAUCCCGAAACCGUCAGUACCGACUAUGACGAGGCAGAUCGUCUAUAUUUCGAGAAUAUUAACUUGGAAACUGUGCUUGAUAUCUAUCAGAUGGAAUCUGCCAGCGGAGUUCUUGGUGCUAUGGGUGGUCAAACCCCCAACAAUAUCGCAUUGCCCCUGCUACGUUCGGGUGUUAAGGUCCUGGGAACGUCGCCGGAGAUGAUCGACAGAGCUGAGAAUCGUUACAAGUUCUCACGUAUGCUUGACGAAAUCGGAGUCGAUCAGCCAACCUGGAAAGAGCUUACGAGCUUCGAGGAAGCCAGGAGUUUCUGCCGAAAAGUUGAGUAUCCAGUGCUGGUUCGACCUUCGUACGUCCUGUCUGGUGCUGCGAUGAACACUGUAUACUCCGAGGCAGACCUAGAAUUAUACCUGCAACAAGCUGCAGAGGUUUCGCGUGAGCAUCCUGUAGUGAUCACGAAGUACAUUGAGAACGCAAAGGAGAUCGAGAUGGACGCAGUCGCGAAGGACGGAACUGUCGUGGGCCACUUCAUAUCUGAACACGUCGAAAAUGCCGGUGUCCAUUCUGGUGAUGCGACUCUCAUUCUGCCGCCGCAGGAUCUUGAGCCAACGACGAUCCAGCGUAUCGAAGAGGCUACGCGAAAGAUUGGCGCUAAACUAAACGUUACUGGCCCUUUCAAUAUCCAAUUCAUCGCGAAGGACAACGAUAUUAAGGUUAUUGAGUGUAACGUCCGAGCUUCGCGCUCGUUCCCCUUCGUGUCAAAGGUCAUGGGGGUUGACCUUAUUGAGAUGGCAACUAAAGCAAUCAUGGGGGCUCCGUUUACUGAAUAUCCGCCCACCACUCUUCAACCGGAUUGCGUUGGUGUGAAGGUUCCGCAGUUCAGCUUCUCUAGAUUGUCUGGUGCUGAUCCAGUAUUGGGUGUGGAGAUGGCUUCUACCGGAGAGGUUGCUUGUUUCGGCGCGGACAAAUACGAAGCGUACCUUAAGGCCCUGAUGUCAACUGGCUUCAAGAUUCCGAAGAGCAAUAUUCUCUUGUCAAUUGGCUCCUACAAAGAUAAAAAGGAAAUGCUUCCAUCUGUCCAGAAACUGCAGAAGAUGGGAUACAAACUCUUUGCCACUGCAGGUACCGCCGACUUCCUUCAGGAACACGGCAUCCCUGUCCAGUUCCUGGAAGUACUCAGCAACGAGAAAGAUGGCCAGAGAUCGGAGUUCUCGCUCACGCAGCAUCUGGCAAAGAACAUGAUCAAUCUCUACAUAAACCUGCCGUCGAACAACAAGUACCGUCGCCCCGCCAAUUACAUGAGCAAAGGAUACCAGACCCGACGAAUGGCUGUAGACUACCAGAUCCCUCUAGUAACUAACGUGAAGAACGCUAAGAUUUUAAUCGAGGCUAUCGCAAGAUAUUUCGAGUUAGAAAUUAGCAGCCGCGACUACCAGACAAGUCAUCGCACCAUCGUUCUUCCAGGGUUGAUCAACAUUGCUGCUUUCGUGCCUGGAAUCGGUACUCAGGGCAGCAGUGACCUUCAGGCUGUUACAAAAGCUUCAAUCGCCUCUGGCUUCAGUAUGAUACGCGUUAUGCCUAUGGGUAUCGACGCCUCUAUCACUGACGCAAGAACUUUGAAGAUUGCCCAGCAAAGCAACAAAGAAGGAGGCUAUUGUGAUUACAACUUUUCCGUCACAGCCACUUCUGAGAAUGCCGAUCAGAUUAGCCAGGUAACUGGCGAGGUUGGAUCACUCUUCAUCCCGUUCAACCAUCUGUCAGAUAAUAUUAGCAAGGUUGCCGCGGUCACUGCGCACUUCGACUCUUGGCCGACACAUAAACCGAUUUUGACCGAUGCUAAGACUACGGACCUCGCCUCUAUUCUAUUACUUGCCAGUCUUCAUAAUAGGCGUAUCCAUGUCACUAGCGUCACGACUAAGGAGGACAUCCACCUCAUUGCUCUUAGCAAAGAGAAAGGCUUGAGUGUCACUUGCGAUGUAUCGAUUUAUUCGUUGUACUUGUCGCAGAAGGACUUCCCGGAAUGCAAGUGUCUCCCUACACCUGCCGACCAGAAGGCGCUUUGGGACCAUCUCAGCACGAUCGACGUCUUCUCUAUCGGUAGUCUACCAUACCAGCUCGCACACACAUUGAAACCGAGCGCAGACCCUACCGUCGGCAUUGCUGACGCGUUGCCUCUUCUUCUUACCUCUGUCGCAGAAGGCAGAUUAACGCUGGAUGACGUUAAGACGCGACUGUACGACAAUCCGAAGGAGAUCUUCGAGCUCCAUGAGCAGGUCGGAACUUGUGUCGAAAUUGAGAUCGACCGCCCGUAUACUAUACCCAAGACAGCGUCGUGGUCGCCAUUCGCUGGCAAGACCAUGCGUGGUGCGGUGCAAAGGGUUACUUUCAACCAUAAGACUGUGUGCCUUGACGGAGAACUUCUUCCCCUAGCUGCUCUUGGGAAGGAUAUGUCCACUCACCGCAGUAUGCCGACACCCAUAUCUCCACCUCUGCCUCAGCAAAGCUACCCCCUCGAUGCUCUCCGGACGCGACGCUUCUCUAACAUUGGCAAGCCAGCGGGUUUGUCGCGGUUGACCGACGGUGAGACAGACGACCAGCGACCCGUGUCGAGACAUCUGCCAGCUGCAGAAGAAUUCGCUUUGCCAGGACCCGCGCGAGCACCGUUUGUCAAUUCUCUGCAUGACCUUCUUAUGCAACCAUCGGCCUUCAAAAACUCGCAUGUGCUCUCCGUAAAGCAAUACACGCGAUCUGAUCUCCAUCUCUUAUUCACUGUGGCUCAGGAGAUGCGCCUCGGUGUUGACAGAGAAGGUGUUCUUAAUGUCCUGCGCGGCCGAGUCCUUUGCACUAUGUUCUACGAACCGUCAACCCGAACCUCGGCCUCUUUCGAUGCAGCGAUGCAACGCCUUGGAGGUAGGACGAUCCCUAUCACUACGACCCAUUCGUCGGUACAGAAGGGAGAGACGCUCCAAGACACGCUCAGGACGCUUGAGUGCUACGGCGAUGCAAUCGUUCUGCGCCACCCAGACGAGGCGUCGGUAGAUAUUGCGAAGAAGUACAGCAAUGUCCCCAUCAUUAACGGUGGGAAUGGAAGCAAGGAGCACCCCACACAGGCCUUCCUUGAUCUCUUCACGAUCCGCGAGGAGCUGGGUACUGUGAAAGGCUUGACCAUUACCUUUGUGGGUGAUCUUCUCUACGGACGACCAGUGCACUCGUUAGUAUAUCUAUUGCGGCACUACCAGGUCCAAGUUCAGUUGGUUUCACCGAAGUCGCUAGCUUUGCCAGCGGAGGUUCACAACCUGCUGAAGGAAUCUGGACAGUUGCUUUGCGAAUCUGAGGAGCUUACCCCGGAGAUUCUGUCGAGGAGUGACGUGUUGUACUGCACCAGGGUACAAAAGGAGCGCUUCCCAAGCAUCGAGGAGUACGAGAAGGUUAAGAAUUCAUACCGGAUCGAUAACGCGACGCUUAAAUACGCGAAGCAGACUACUCGUGUGCUCCACCCGCUGCCUCGGAAUGAAGAAGUUGCGGAGGAGGUUGACUACGAUCACCGGGCGGCAUAUUUCAGACAGAUGAGGUACGGUCUUUACUGCCGAAUGGCCCUGUUGGCCUUGGUUAUGUCCGGUUGAGAGCGGAUAUUUCCGCGUAUCGGCCUUUUUCGCAUUCUUAGACGAUCCUUUCUUUAUAUACCAACGAAAUGUUAGGGUAUAUAAAUCUAGGAGUUCAAAAGUUAGAUAGCUACUUGGUAACCAAUUUUUUUCGUAAGGGUUCACCAAAGUUCACCCGCCAUAUA